CACUUUAGGUAAAGAGGAACAGAACCCCGCCCCAUCCCCUGCUCUGCUUCUCCGCUGUGCGUGCGAGGGACGUCAGGGGCGGCGCCGCAGCAGUUACCCCUGGUAACGGGGGAGGCAGGAGGAGGAGGAGGCGGAGGAGGAGGGACUCGGCUUGAGGAUGGGCCUGCUCUCCAUUUUGCGCAAGUUGAAAAGUGCGCCAGACCAGGAGGUGCGAAUCCUUCUCCUGGGCUUGGAUAAUGCUGGCAAGACUACUCUGCUGAAGCAGCUGGCAUCUGAAGACAUCAGCCAUAUCACACCUACACAGGGUUUUAACAUCAAAUGUGUACAGUCACAAGGCUUUAAACUGAAUGUAUGGGACAUUGGCGGUCAGAGGAAAAUCAGGCCGUACUGGAGAAGUUAUUUUGAAAACACUGACAUUCUUAUAUAUGUAAUUGACAGUGCAGACAGAAAAAGAUUUGAAGAGACGGGUCAGGAACUGACGGAGUUACUGGAGGAAGAAAAGCUAAGCUGCGUGCCGGUGCUCAUCUUCGCUAAUAAGCAGGACCUGCUCACGGCGGCCCCGGCCUCCGAGAUCGCAGAGGGCCUGAACCUUCACACCAUCCGGGACCGCGUCUGGCAGAUCCAGUCCUGCUCAGCGCUCACAGGCGAGGGGGUCCAGGACGGCAUGAACUGGGUCUGCAAAAAUGUCAACACAAAGAAGAAAUAAAACGGAGCCGCAGGAGACGCAGGAGCUGCGGGAGCUGGGUUCGGCCCUGAGGAACACUGGUUUGCUGCUUGCUGACCAAACGCUUUCCCAUCUGCGCACGGCCACAGCUGUGAGAGGGGACGGCAGUUUAAGAAGAACCCCAUUCCAGCAGUAGAUGUUAACUGAUCUCAGAGUUCAGUAUCGUUUUUCAAAUAAAGGAAUUAGAUUAUUUCCUCUGCAUAA
Molecule: messenger RNA, 928 nt
Organism: Meriones unguiculatus (Mongolian gerbil)
Lineage: Eukaryota; Metazoa; Chordata; Mammalia; Rodentia; Muridae
Gene: Arl3
Product: ADP ribosylation factor like GTPase 3
Exons: 6
Coding region: 158-706 (182 amino acids)
Biological process (GO): cilium assembly
Cellular component (GO): microtubule cytoskeleton; cytoplasm
Molecular function (GO): GTP binding; GTPase activity
Source: RefSeq, a predicted model, not a curated record